Molecule: messenger RNA, 1494 nt
Organism: Cricetulus griseus (Chinese hamster)
Lineage: Eukaryota; Metazoa; Chordata; Mammalia; Rodentia; Cricetidae
Source: RefSeq, a predicted model, not a curated record
AUGGGAAGUCCCCUCCAUGCCCCCAUCUUCCUGGUUUUAUGCAUCUUUAUCCAGUCAAGUGCCUGCGGACAAGGCUUGGGGACAGAGCCAUUUGGGAGAAGCUAUGGAGCUACUGAAGCAAGAAAAUCAGUCCAGGAGGCAGAGACCAGAUUCCUGCUCUUCAAAAACGAAAGUGAUCGCCUAGGCUGUGAGCUCCGACUCCAGCGCCCAGAAACACUACAAGAGUGUGGCUUCAACACCUCUCAGCCACUGGUCAUGAUCAUCCACGGGUGGUCGGUGGAUGGCUUGCUAGAAAAUUGGAUCUGGAAGCUAGUGGGUGCACUGAAGUCCCGACCCGUGAACGUGGGGUUGGUGGAUUGGAUCUCCCUUGCAUACCAACACUACUCUGUUGCUGUCCGCAACACCCGUGUUGUAGGCCAGGACGUGGCUGCUCUUCUCCUAUGGCUGGAGGAAUCUGUGAAAUUUUCUCUGAGUGACGUCCACCUAAUCGGCUACAGCCUGGGAGCGCAUGUCUCAGGAUUUGCAGGCAGCUCCAUGAGUGGAAAGCACAAGAUUGGAAGAAUCACAGGGCUGGACCCUGCAGGCCCUAUGUUUGAGGGAACUUCCCCCAGUGACCGUCUUUCUCCAGAUGAUGCCAAUUUUGUGGAUGCCAUUCAUACCUUUACCCGGGAGCACAUGGGCCUGAGUGUGGGUAUCAAACAGCCCAUUGCCCACUAUGACUUCUACCCCAAUGGGGGCACCUUCCAGCCUGGCUGCUACUUCUUAGACCUCUACAAACACAUUGCAGAGCAUGGCCUAAAUGCCAUAACCCAGACCAUCAAAUGUGCCCAUGAGCGCUCGGUGCACCUCUUUAUUGAUUCCUUGCAACACAGUAACCAGCAGAGCAUAGGCUUCCAGUGCAGCGACAUGGACAGUUUCAGCCAGGGCCUAUGUCUGAGCUGCAAGAAAGGCCGUUGCAACACUCUGGGCUAUGACACCCGCAUGGAUUGGUCAGGCAAGAGCAAGAAGCUUUUCCUCAUCACUCGAGCCCAGGCCCCCUUCAGAGUUUUUCAUUACCAGUUCAAGAUCCAGUUCAUCAAUCAAACUGAGAAGCCAGUAGAGCCCACUUUUACCAUGUCACUGCUGGGAACAAAAGGAGACACGAAGAAAAUCCCUAUCACACUGGGCGAAGGAAUUACCAGCAAUAAAACCUAUUCCCUCCUUAUCACACUGGACAAAGAUGUUGGCGAGUUGGUCAUGAUCAAGUUCAAGUGGGAGAACAGAGCGGUGUGGGCCAAUGUCUGGAACACAGUGCAGACCAUCAUGCCAUGGGGCGUGACACCUCACUACUCAGGUCUCGUUCUGAAGACCAUCUGUGUCAAAGCUGGAGAGACACAGCAAAGAAUGACAUUUUGCCCUGAAAAUGUGGAUGAUCUCCAGCUUCACCCCACCCAGGAGAAAGUCUUUGUGAGAUGCGAAGUGAACUCAAUAAGACUGAAGCGAAAGAGCAGAUGA